AGUAUAGCUAAGAUUCCUUUAGCCCAAACUGUGUAAAUCUUAGACACCUUAAAUAUUUUGAGCUAAGCUGCGUAAACAGUCUAAAAUAAAAAUUAGCAAGAGCAUCAAACUUUUGCAUAACACUUGUGCUUUAGGUAAUCAAUCUAUUGGAUUAAUAAAGUUGCUAUUGUGUAAAUCAGUCAUAAGGUUGCUGAGUGUAAAUUCCUGUUCUCUAAUUCUGUAGGAGGUUUUUAUAUUUUGCUUACAUUUGCAUAAAUGCACAACACACUUAAGGAUUGUUUUAGCUUUUGAAGAGUCCUAGGAAAACUGAGUAAAAAGUACAUACAAAAUACCUGCCGGGGUCAGCUUAAUAGUCUGUGGCAGCAGUGAUGAGAGAUGCUAUUUAGGGACCACAGCAGCACAGCUGUUUGUGGGCUGUGUCCUUUCUGUUCCUCUGCCAUCCAUGGCAACGAGAGCAGGAAUGGUGAAAGAUACAGCCUUGCCUUUUUCUUUUGGGCAACAAGUUCACAAACAAUGGCUUUUCCUAAACAUACCUGCAUAGGAUUAUUGGCUGUGGGUCUUUUUCCACCCUUUCUCCAAGUAAGAUUAUAGGUAGUACUUCUAACAUGUAAUCAAAGUGUUAGGUACUAGCAGUACCUAAUGUCUCAUUUGGGUUUUUUUGUCGUUGUUUUUUUUUUUUUUUAAACAGGAAGGUGAACAGAACUUCACUGCUUUUUAGGACUUGACUCCUGAUGGGCAGGAUUUUCUCUUGGCAGGAGUUUUUGAAGAUUCACGCAGCGAAGGAAGAAACAGCCAAUGGCGUCAGAAUCCAUGGUCCCAGAGCAGGCAAAACAACAUCUCAUAAAGGGAAAAAGGCGGCAGCAGCAGCAGCAAACUAGGUCUUCCAACAGUGACGGUGAAGAAGAUGUCUUUGUAUUUGAAGCAAAUGAGGCAUGGAAGGAUUUUCACCGCUCUCUUCUUCACUUCUUUGAAGCUGGAGAGCUCUGUGACGUUACACUGAAGGUUGGUUCAAAGCUUAUCUCCUGCCACAAGCUGGUGCUAGCUUGUGUUAUACCUUACUUCAGAGCCAUGUUUCUUUCAGAAAUGGCUGAAGCCAAGCAGACGUUGAUCGAGAUCAGGGACUUUGAUGGCGAUGCAAUAGAAGACCUAGUGAAGUUUGUGUACUCCUCCCGGCUUACUCUGACGGUGGAUAACGUCCAGCCUCUCUUGUAUGCUGCUUGCAUUCUUCAGGUGGAACUGGUAGCCAAGGCGUGCUGUGAAUACAUGAAGCUGCACUUCCAUCCCUCCAACUGCCUGGCAGUCAGGGCGUUUGCUGAGAGUCACAACCGCAUCGACUUGAUGGACAUGGCUGAUCAGUACGCUUGUGAACAUUUUACAGAAGUGGUGGAGUGCGAAGACUUCGUGAGCAUGUCACCACAGCACCUCCAUAAACUCCUGUCCUCCAGCAACCUGAACAUUGAAAAUGAAAAGCAAGUUUACAACGCUGCUAUCAAGUGGCUGCUAGCCAAUCCACAGCACCAUGCUUCGUGGCUGGAUGAAAUACUUGCGCAGGUACGUCUGCCUCUCUUGCCCAUUUGUUUCCUUAUGGGUGUUGUGGCAAAGGAAGAGAUUGUCAAGCAGAAUCUAAAAUGUAGGGAUUUGCUGGAUGAAGCAAGAAACUACCACCUUCACCUGAGCAGCAGGGCAGUGCCAGACUUUGAGUACUCCAUUCGCACAACACCAAGGAAGCAGACUGCUGGUGUGCUGUUCUGUGUUGGUGGUAGAGGUGGAUCAGGUGACCCGUUUCGCAGCAUUGAAUGUUACUCUAUCAGUAAGAACAGCUGGUUCUUCGGCCCUGAAAUGAACAGCAGGAGAAGGCACGUGGGUGUGAUCUCUGUGGGAGGUAAAGUCUAUGCAGUAGGUGGACAUGAUGGAAAUGAACACUUAGGAAGCAUGGAAGUAUUUGAUCCCCUCACAAACAAAUGGAUGAUGAAGGCAUCAAUGAACACGAAGAGGAGAGGAAUCGCUCUCGCCUCCCUUGGUGGCCCCAUUUAUGCGAUAGGAGGUUUAGAUGACAACACUUGCUUCAGUGAUGUGGAAAGAUACGACAUUGAUUCUGACCGAUGGAGUGCAGUCGCCCCAAUGAUCACUCCCAGGGGAGGAGUUGGCUCCGUAGCCCUUGUGAACCACGUUUAUGCUGUGGGUGGCAAUGAUGGUGUAGCAUCUCUUUCCAGCGUGGAAAAAUAUGAUCCCCACUUGGAUAAGUGGAUAGAAGUAAAAGAGAUGGGCCAGCGAAGAGCUGGCAAUGGUGUCAGCGAGCUCCACGGCUGCCUGUACGUUGUUGGUGGCUUUGAUGACAACUCUCCACUGAGCUCGGUGGAGCGGUUUGACCCACGUAGUAACAAAUGGGAAUAUGUGGCAGAGCUUACAACUCCGAGGGGUGGCGUUGGCAUAGCGACACUGAUGGGGAAAAUUUUUGCAGUUGGAGGUCAUAAUGGCAACACGUACCUGAAUACAGUGGAAGCGUUUGAUCCCAUAGUGAAUAGGUGGGAACUCGUGGGCUCUGUGUCACACUGCCGAGCCGGGGCAGGCGUGGCCGUGUGCUCCUGCCUCAGCAGCCAGAUCCGGGAUGUGGGCCAAGGAUCCAGCAAUGUUGUUGACUGCAUGUGAGCUCUGCUGCCUCCUCCAAAUUCCAGAGGAAUGACAGUAGGGACACAGCUUUUAAAUGCUGCAUUUUAUAUGGUAGGUUAAGAAAUAAAACCAAUACAUUUUCUCUGUGAAAAUGUUACCUUCUGCAACUGUAAAGCUUUUGGUGGCUUUCUAUCAACAGUGAUACAGAAAAGCCUGUGAAGACAUGGAAUAAAAGUGUCACUCACAGGUAAAAACCUGCCAAAAGCUGCAAUCAUCCCAUUUUUGAAAAAGUUGUAAUUUCAGAAUUGUGAGGCAGCUGUUGCAGGGACUUGUUUCUGAACUAUAAACCAGGCAUGGUGUAAGGAGAGAGAGUAGCAGCUAGUGCUGCUGAGCCUUACCCCACAGCCCUGCUACAUGUUUUCUGGAGGACUUGAGUGCCAUUUAAUAUAACUUAUUUUCAGGAAUAUAGUUUUAAACAUUUCCUAAUUGUACAAGAAGCUUUGUAACACAAAGCAUCUCAAGUUUAGAAGGUAACGACAUCCCUGUUGCACCCUAAGAUAACUGGAGCAGAGAAGUUGACUGCCCGCCUCCCAGGGGACUGCUGGCAGCAGUGGAAACUGCAGGUACUCAGUCUGAAACCUGUCUUUCAAUGGAUUUUCUCAAACUAAUACACUAGUUAGAAAGCUGAAAAUUAUUCCUGAUCUGAGUUUAGCCACUGGAGUACUGGAACUCUCAAGUCUUCAAUAAUAUCUGUAGUAACUAGAGGCAAGUUUCUGUGAGAGGUCGUUCCUGAAGUAACCUGUGUAGUUUAUCUUACUUCAGGAUGAUAGUGUAUGAAAAUGUAGGCUUCAGCGGUGAAAUCACCAUUUCAAUACAAUGUGAAAACACAUCAUAAAAGUUGCAGUAUUCUGUAAAGACCUUUAAAUGCAACUCUGAGAUGGCAGAUGCAGUUUCAGUAUCCAGCAGCAACUCUGUGGUAAUUCUAGAGGUAUUGGCUCUUUUAAGAUAGUUAAGCCAGGAAGAUGUAGCCUCAAAAGGAGGUAGAUAACUUCAGGCUUACAUAAAUAAAAGAGAAUCAGCAACAAAAAGGAGUGGAAAUAAACCAGUACUUACAUCAAAAAACUGAAAGAGGAACUGCACACGUGCUGUGUACAAAGGCUCCUUGUUAUGCAGACAGAAACCCUGAAUUCCAAGCAAAGUUUAGCUGGGGAGACUGAAAGUUCCUGUUCCUGUUCCUGCACCCCCCUCAACAGACCAACUGACAAUCCUUUGUGACCAAAAAUCCUUUGUUACCAGGUUGUUCCAAGUGACCAGGGAGAGCAGCAAACUUCUGUGUUCAGUAGCAGGCAAGAGGCAGGACAGUGGAGCAUCAGGCCCUGUCGUGUUUUGCUGUUGAGUUACCAUCAUGCAGCUUUUCUGUUUCAAAUGGCUCUGGUAGUGCCCAGGGACAAAGCGAAAGGUACUGUAAAUAAUGCAAUGUUGCAAUAAAACAUUUGUACUUCAAAGCACCUUGUUUAUAGUGUGACUGGUGUGCGCUGUGGUGGGGAAAUGUUACAGCAUCCAGUAUUCUUUGGCAUCUGCAGAGCGUGGUUCUCGCCAGGAAGCCUUGGUCAGCAGGGAAAAUCCUGUGUUACAGCCACGAGCUGCCACCCUUCUACCCCCUGUGAGGAUGUGGUCAGCCUUGAUCUGGCUAGGAGGGGUGAAAGGAAGAGUGCAGGUUCCCUCUCUGGAACCAAACAGGUUCUUCUAUGGAUGUCCUGGCUAACAAGGAAACUUAAGGGGAAAAAAAAAAAAAAAAGGCAAGUUUUCCACUAAGUGCCACUGAUCGUGGCAACAAGCAGCCUGGCAGCGUUGCUUGUCAGCUGAUCCAUUUCUCCUCUUGCUGGGAAAGCACUGGCACCCAUGGGUGCAGCCCAGAUCUGGCAAUCACCUUCCAGGCACCG
This is a messenger RNA of Athene cunicularia (burrowing owl), 4553 nucleotides long. It is a transcript of the gene KLHL8, whose product is annotated as kelch like family member 8. Gene Ontology annotation, molecular function: protein binding. Lineage: Eukaryota; Metazoa; Chordata; Aves; Strigiformes; Strigidae. The record is from RefSeq and is a predicted model, not a curated record. Bases 796 to 2649 code for a protein of 617 amino acids. The transcript has 9 exons.